Molecule: messenger RNA, 1401 nt
Organism: Pseudomassariella vexata
Lineage: Eukaryota; Fungi; Ascomycota; Sordariomycetes; Amphisphaeriales; Pseudomassariaceae
Exons: 4
Coding region: 1-1401 (466 amino acids)
Source: RefSeq, a predicted model, not a curated record
AUGUCAGAGUUCCAUCAGGAGCUGGAUGCGGAGUUUGCGGCGAUAAUGUUGGACAAAGUCCAACGCAAACUGCGGGACCGCAUUACGAGAAGUAGCAACAGUAUUCGCGGAUGGUUGCAGCUCAUUGGAGAGGAAGUCAAGAUCAUGAAGCAAGAUGAGGCCGAGAUUAUCGACUGGUACGUUCGAAAGCCAAAUACCACUGCCCUCAGUGCGAUAGAACUGCCUGGGCUGCUGGAAUGUCUAUAUGGUUCUCAAGAAUACCAUGCCGAGGAAUUCGGCUUCACUGUCGCGCUGGCCGUCAAUGCUCCUGGCUUCACUAUCCCCAUUCAGCCUCAGUCCGUUGCGGCCGCGCCUACCCCAGUGUCUCUUCGAUCGCAGGACCCCAAUGACAGACCGGACAUACCAGGUGAUACCUCUUCCAACAAUACGCAGAAGAGACCUCAUAGUCCUGAUGGCAACAACGAGUCAUGUAGCAAGCGGCACCAACAUUUGUCCGAGGCUGAGCGACGUCAAUGCCUCGUCGAUGCUAUCCACGAUCGUCUCUCCGUCAAAAUGCAAGAUAUCUACGGAAUCGCUUUGGCCUACGAAUACCCGCCUGGCACCGGCCUAAUCUGUGUGACUAAAUGCGAUGACUGCAACGCAUACUUUAGAAUCAACCCCGUGAAUCAGGCCAGGGCGCUCGAGAACCACUGGUUGAUUAGAAAUAUACAUCGCGACAUCAACUAUCGAGACCGCCUGCCUCCUCUCCGCAACACUGAUAUAAUGGAGAAGUAUUCUCGGAGAGUUGAGGGUGCCACGCUAGAAUGGAUGGAGGAAAGCAAUGUCCGCUUAAUCCAAAGCGUGCGAUCACAGCAAGUCCAGAUGGCGAAGGAUAAACAGGCCGCAGCGCUGUCAAAGUCUGGAGUGCCAUCAUCCAAAUCAAAGUCCAAUAACAGGAGAAAAGCGACCUCGAAGAAGGGUAAGGAGGUCGACCGACCUCCGUCCCACAAGCCUGUCCGUUCAUCAGUUAGACAGCGACAUAUUGCCGCAAACCAUGCUGAUCUGGACGAUGGCAUUGCUUUCCCCGUAGAUCAAAACGACAUUGAGUCGAGUAUCCUUCCUCUUCGCCGACGAGCUUGUUCAUUUGGAACCGCUUCAGGUACUCCAUCUGUCGAUAUACGUCCUGGCGAAGCCUCUGUGUCCCCGAUUUCGAGAUCUACCACCGCGAAGCCUCCUACCGACCCGAAUAACUUACUGGAUGUGGGUUUAAGUUAUGACUUCGAAAUUGACAAUAUGGAAGAUGACCUUGUCUUCAUAUCGGAGCGGCAGAACCCAUUGGCACAAAACAACCCUUUCGAAGACGGAUUUGAUGAUCCUCAAAACCACAUCAAGGCCGAGCCUGAAGUGGAUGAGGAUAUGUGA